Chinchilla lanigera (long-tailed chinchilla) is the source of this 4065-nucleotide messenger RNA. RefSeq names its product histone acetyltransferase p300-like. The transcript is spliced from 4 exons. Gene Ontology annotation, biological process: positive regulation of transcription by RNA polymerase II. The record is from RefSeq and is a predicted model, not a curated record. Bases 212 to 1432 code for a protein of 406 amino acids. NCBI's taxonomy places the organism in Eukaryota, Metazoa, Chordata, Mammalia, Rodentia, Chinchillidae. Gene Ontology annotation, cellular component: transcription regulator complex; histone acetyltransferase complex. Gene Ontology annotation, molecular function: chromatin DNA binding; zinc ion binding; histone acetyltransferase activity.
GCGUGGCCUCUGCCUCUUCCUGCUCGCGCGGCUUCCUGUCUGCCCGGGCUCAGAGCGGCUCCGCUCGCCAUAUUGUUUGCUUUCCAGUCAGCGGAGCACGAAGCGAAACCGUCUGCUUUGUGAUCCACCUCAUUGCUGGCCUGCUGCCAACUCCUUGCCUCCAUCAGGGACCCUGACCCUCUUAUUCCCUGUGAUCUGAUCCGUGGUCAGGAUGAGUUCCUCACCCUCAGAAGAGGCAAACGCCUGGAGUUCCCUUCACUCUGAGGAGCCCAGUGACUCCAUCUACCGGUUUGUCUAUACCUGCACUGAGUGCAAGGAACAAGUGGACACACACUGGCGCUGCACAGUCUGCCAGGAGUAUAUCCUGUGUGUCUCCUGCUAUCCCAAGAAAAGCCAUGACCACCCAAUGGAGAAACUGGGACUUGGCUUGGAUGAUGAGACCAGCAAGGAGCAGGGUGGGGCCUCGCAGAACCCUGGAGAAACUUGCUGCCUGAGCAUCCAGCGCAACAUCCAGUCCCUGCUCCACGCCUGCCAGUGCCGCAAUGCCAACUGCUCCCUGCCCUCCUGCAAGAAGAUGAAACGGGUUAUCCAGCACACCAAGGGCUGCAAACGGAAGAACAGUGCUGGGUGUGCUGUCUGCAAGCAGCUUGUUGCCCUCUGCUGGUAUCAUGCCAGGAACUGCCCAGAGGACAACAGUUGCUUUGUGCCCUACUGCUUCACCAUCAAGCAGAAGCUCCAGCAACCACAGCUGCAGCUCCGCAUCCAGCAGGCCCUGAUGCUGCGCAGGAUGACAGCCAGCACUGAUCCAGACCCUCUGGUCCCCUGCGAUCUGAAUGAUGCUCAGGAAGCGGGGAUGAGCGCUCGAGGCUCUUUUCACUGUGAGCCCAGUGGCCUACCCCCUGUGCCACGGAGGAGCACCCGCAAUGUUCCCUACACCUGCAGUGAGUGCAGACAGGAAGUGGAGACUCGCUGGAGCUGCACUGUCUGCCAGGAGUACGUCUUGUGUGUCUCCUGCUAUCACACUAAAAACCACAUCCACAAGAUGGAUAAAGUAGGUCCUGGCAUAGAAGGUGAGAGCAGCAACCAGCAGGCUGGUGCCAUCCAGAACCCGCGAGAUAUUCACCGCCAAAGGAUCCAGCGUAGCAUCCAAUCCCUGAUCCAUGCCCGCCAGUGUCGUGAUGCCAGCUGCACCCUGCCAACCUGCAAGAAGAUGAAGAGAGUUGUGGAACAUACCAAGAACUGCCGGCGAAAGGCGAUUGGUGGGUGCCCCGUCUGUAGGCAGCUCAUUGCCCUUUGCUGCUACCAUGCCAAGCGUUGCCAGGAGAACAACUGUCCUGUGCCAUUCUGCUUCAGGAUCAAGCAAAAGCUGCGGCAGCAGCGGCUGCAGCGCCAGCGGUCCAGGAUGGUGCGCAGGAGGAUGGCCAGCAUGUAGCUUAUCUGUGUAGUGGGCCAGCAACAGGGCCUGCCUUCCCCAACCCCUGCCUCUCCAACCACUCCAACCUUGCCAACCACAGAACAGCUAAAAACCCCUCAGAUGUCCCAUCUCACCCCUUCCGGAAACAUCCCUGGCCACCCUCCAGGCUCUACACUGACUGUUUGGCCACCCUUGCUAGCGCCCCCAUCUACAGAGUAAAAGUGGCCUUGCAGAUUCAGAGAGCAGCCAAGACACUGUGUAAAUUGUACAGAGGCCAAUCCAGCACCAGGUGCCCCAGAUGACUCCUUUGUGUAUGAACCCAUUUCCCAUGCCAGAGAUCCCAGGGGGCAUCUGGAGCCAGGGAUGGGGCCCACGGCAAUGCAGCAGCAGCUCCCCUGGGCCCAAGAGGGACUGCCUCAGCCCUAGCAACUCCAGUCGGGGAUGACGUCAGUGGCUCAGCACGGGCAGUCCUUGAAUGUGGCUCCACAGCCAGUGGGCCAGCCCACUCAUGCUGGGCACUGUCUCAAUAAGCCUUAUAAAAGCUGUGGACUCUUGGACCUCUUAGCUGUCCCCUACAGCAGCAACCCUUGUGCCCUCCCCAAGCUGUUGGCUGCAUUCAUGAAACAGCGGGCUGUCGAGUAUACCAACUCAUCCACAGCUUCUCCCUGGACAGCCAGGGCUGCAGCUGCCAGCCAUGCAGAGGGUCCACUUCAGGUCAGCCACGCAGAACAUGAAUCCAUGCAGGCAGGCGUGCAUAGGGCUAGCCUGGGCCAACAGCUGCCUCGGCAGUCACUCGAGCCACCUAUGGGAGGGAUGAGCCCCCCAGAGGCAGCCAAUGAACAUGAAUCACAGCAGCGUGUCUUCCCUAUUCUGGGACGUGUUGAGACCACAGCAGAUGAUGCAGCAGCAGCGGGCGCAGCAUCACGUGCAGUAGAUGCAACAAGGGAACAGAUGGGCCGGCUCCCCCAAGCCUUGGGAGCAGAGGCGGGAGACAGUCUGCAGGCCUAUCCGCAGUGACUCCUCUAGCAGCAGGUGGGGUCCCCUGCUCAGCUGAACCUCAUGCGCCCCCAGCAGCCACGUUCCCAAAGCAGGUCCAGUCCCCACACCUCCAAGGCGAUCCCCAGUUCUCAUUCCAGUCACAUGUGGUCCCGCAAUCCUAUCCCUUUCCCAAGGCCUCCAUCCCAGCCUGUCCCUAACCCCGAGGAUGCAGCCUCAGUCUUCUCCACACCAUGUUUCCCACAGACCAGUUCCCUACAUCUUGGACUGACUGCUGCCCAGGCUGCCAACCCCAUGGAACAAGGGCAUUUUGCCCGCCCAGACUAGAAUCUGAUGAGCUUUCAGCUCGCUAGCCAUCCAGGCACGGCAAACCAUGGUACAAGCAUCGUGGACCUGGGACUCGGCACCGAUAGCUCAGAUUGAAUUCGGACCUCUCACGGAGUACGCCAGACAUGUAACACACCUGGUGGUACUUUGGGAGCAGAGAAAAAUUAUUUUCUCUUAAGACUUUUUGAACUGAACGAAGUUUUUUGGAAUCUUUCUUAGCCUAUGAAACAGUUUUUCCUUAGAACACCUAAGAACUGUGCAGUAGUCAUUUGUGGAGGUUAUUUCUGAUUUGGCUUCAUUUCAUUUGCAUUAUUGGGGAAUGAACCCAGGGUCAUUGCACUGAGCUAUAUCCCCAGUCCAGUUAAAACCUUUUGUAGCCAGGUCUCAGUCACUGAGAAGUUGCCCAAGCUGGGCUUGAACUCCAUGGUCGUCCUCCCUCAGCCUCCCAGGUGCUGGGAUUCAUGCGUGGGCCACCGUGCGCAGUGCCAUUUGGGGUUUCAAGUGAAGGUGCCAGGUGAGCCUGAGGAUGACAGCACACUAAGAACAGACCCUGCUGUGCUUGCCCAGCCGACCUUCGCUGUGCGCGUGUGGUUCGAGCGCGCUGGGGGGAGGCUGAGGGCGGAGGCCCCGGUAUGCUCCUGCCUUGCACCUCCAGUAGGUUUUACUAGUUUUUUAAAAUUAAGGAAAAUGUGUAAUAUCAGUAGUUACUAUUUACUGGUUCAGAAGUGAAAAUUUUUCCUUAUUUUCUUCACUUUAUGGAAGAAUUUUUAAGAUUCUAAAACCAAAGUACAGCAGGGGUUCAUGUUACUUAAAAAAUAUGUUCCACGUACAUAAGUAUAUUAAAAUGGCAGUUUCUCCCCGAGUGCUAAAAUACUCAUUUUUUAAAAAAAUUUUUGGUGAGAUGGUCUGGGAAAAAACUUUCCCGUUUGGUCUGAGUCAACUUUAAUGCUCCAGAAAAUUUUCUAUAAGUCUGAAAAUAAAACUUCAAGUAUUAAAAUAAUCUGUGGGUGUGAGAGGGAAAUGACUUUUUCAAAAUAGGAGCAACUGCCCAGUUGACGUAUUAUAAAUUGUGACUUCUUACAGAAAAAUUUUUGUUAGACAUCUCAUAAAGGAAAAAUGAAAAAGUGAGAAGUCACCCAGUGUGAUUAUCAGAACAUGCAAGGUCUCCCUGUUUUGGUUCUUCUGCCACACACAGUCUCGCUUUCUGUAAAAAAGUGUAAACCUUGCAGUUAAAGUUGAUGACCUGUAGAUACAAGCUUGGGAUCGCUGUAUAGCCUGUCCAGUUCGAUUUCUUAUUACCUGUCGUUGAAUAAACUGUGAGACACCGA